AUGCAGUCCAACAUCCUCACCGUUCUCUCCUUCGUCGCCGCCGUCUCGGCCCACGGCAAGGUCACCUCGCCCACCCCCCGCUCCGCCGGCGAUGCCUUCAAGGCGGCCUGCGGCGACACCAUGUGGAACACGGAGCAGGCCGACCCGUACGGCAACAUCCAGGGCCUCGCCAACCAGGCCGGCAGCAGCCUCGACCCCACCAAGUGCGAGCUCUACCAGUGCAAGGGCUACAAGUUCGCCGACAACACCGCCAACGUCCAGAGCUACACCCCGGGCCAGACCGUCGACUUCAAGGUCGAGAUCCGCGCCCCCCACACCGGCGUCGCCAACGUCUCCGUCGUCGACACCACCGCCAACUCCAUCAUCGGAUCGCCCCUCAUCUCCUUCACCAACUACGCCUCCACCAAGACCGGCGUCGCCGCCAACAACACCGCCUUUAGCGUCACCCUCCCCAACUCCCUCCCCGCCACCUGCGGCACCGCCGGCAACUGCGUUCUCCAGUGGUGGUGGGACUCUGCCGAGGCCGGCCAGACCUACAUGUCCUGCGUCGACUUCACGUCCGGCUCCGGCUCCGGCUCUGCCGCGCCCGCUCCUGCUCCCUCUGCCGCUGCUCCCUCUGCUGCUGCGCCAACCACCCUCGUGACCUCUGCCAUCGCCUCCGCUACCCCCUCCGCCCCUGCCGCUGGUAGCUCCGAUCAGACCGCCGACCCCGUCGCCGCCACCCCCUCCGCUACGCCCUCUUCUCCUUCCCCUUGCAAGCGCAACGCCAAGCGGGCCCUUCGCAAGCGCUUCUAA
This is a messenger RNA of Colletotrichum orchidophilum, 795 nucleotides long. RefSeq lists its product as uncharacterized. NCBI's taxonomy places the organism in Eukaryota, Fungi, Ascomycota, Sordariomycetes, Glomerellales, Glomerellaceae. The coding region runs from base 1 to 795 and encodes 264 amino acids. The record is from RefSeq and is a predicted model, not a curated record. The transcript is spliced from 2 exons.